Messenger RNA from Gadus macrocephalus (Pacific cod), 1569 nucleotides. RefSeq names its product transmembrane protein 222b (gene tmem222b). Bases 3 to 653 code for a protein of 216 amino acids. NCBI's taxonomy places the organism in Eukaryota, Metazoa, Chordata, Actinopteri, Gadiformes, Gadidae. The record is from RefSeq and is a predicted model, not a curated record. The transcript has 6 exons.
UCAUGACGUCACAACACCGGAAGCAACCACUGGCGGUCCAAAGAAGGACUGGCUGCCAGGAAGUAGGGCGAAUGAAGUUCAUCUUUCUAAGCGGUGUGAUGGCGGAUGUGAGUGACACAAUAGACACCAUGAAGAACUAUCGCAUAGCCUUCGAGAAGGUUAACCCCGACCUCAGCCGCUACCCGUUCUGCAUCGUGUGGACGCCCAUCCCCGUGCUAUCAUGGCUGCUUCCCUUUAUUGGACACAUGGGGAUCUGCACCUCCUCCGGUGUGAUCCGAGACUUUGCUGGACCCUACUUUGUCUCGGAAGACAACAUGGCCUUCGGGAGACCAACAAAAUACUGGAUGCUUGACGUUAGCAAGGUCCACGCCGGCGGCUCCAACGCCUGGGACACGGCCGUCAGCGACGCGUCAGAGGAGUACAAGCACCGCAUGCACAACCUCUGCUGCGACAACUGUCACUCACACGUCGCCAUGGCGCUGAAUCUGAUGCGCUACGAGAACAGCACCUCGUGGAACAUGGUCAACCUCUGUCUGCUGGCGUUCGUCCACGGCAAGCACGUCAGCUGUGCCGGCUUCCUGAAGACCUGGCUGCCAAGCCUGAUGCUGGUGGGAGUCAUUCUCACCGCGGUCCUGGCCCUUAACCUGCGGUGACCUGGGGUCACAGAAGGACUAUCGGGGAGGGUGCACCGGGUCACAACCUCACCAACCCCCCUCCCUUCAAAGCCCUGGAGUCCGAAUGACCUUCUCGGCCAUGGAAGGUGUUUUUUUUUUUAUUUUGUUGAGCUUUUGUGUUCAGUAGCGUUCCAGACACCGCUCAAUAUUCCCCGUUGGUUCUUUUUUAAUGAACACACGCAAUGAUGAGGUUCCGCAAACGCGUGCUUCCGUUGAUGGCGUUUCUCUAUAUUUUUGAGGACUAAAACAGCAGAGGAGAUGGAACCCUGCCCUCUGAACAACGUAUGCCUUAUUAGGAAUUAACAACGUUGGCAACAUGCUUGUUUUGAUGCAGUGCCCACAUGUAAACUGUUAGAAUGCGGCAUUGUUAUUGUUUUUUGGGGUGUUUGUUUUGUAGCAUUGGAUCCUUGAUACUAACACUAUUUACUAUGAAAUACCGAAAAGGCCUGCAUCUUCUAAAACAAGAGUAAUUGUUUCUAUAGAAUCUAUAUUGUCAAUAUUGUGUAUUUUUAGAUGUCCUUUACAACGGUAUAACUUUGAUAGGUUUACAAUAUCGAUAUCCUAACUAAGUGCAUAUCUGAUCAACUGCAAAAUAAUCGGAGAAACCUCGACUAUUCUUGGCGACCAUAACCUGUAGCUGUAAAUGAAUGAAUGAAUGGCUGAAUGCUUUUGUAUUAUAGUGUGCCAAAUGUUUAUACAUGCAUUAUGCGCCCAACCUGAAUAGUGUCCUUAAAGGGGUUAGCAUACCUGCUUAUUAAUGUAGCAGGUAAUUUAUGGUUUUUUAAACGGGUAUUGAGGAAGAUGUGUCCCCUUUAUUGACCUAUCAUUGUUUGAUGUAGCACAGCUGCUUUUGCCUUUCUUUAAAUCUUUACAUUAAAUACAGUGUACAAAUAUU